Molecule: messenger RNA, 1589 nt
Organism: Argiope bruennichi
Lineage: Eukaryota; Metazoa; Arthropoda; Arachnida; Araneae; Araneidae
Product: dipeptidyl peptidase 1-like
Exons: 7
Coding region: 234-1589 (451 amino acids)
Cellular component (GO): lysosome
Molecular function (GO): cysteine-type endopeptidase activity
Source: RefSeq, a predicted model, not a curated record
AAUUUCAUGCAAAAAUAAACGCGUUUAUCUCCUUAUUUAUUGUGAGGCAGAUGAGGUGUAAAAUUCGAUUAUCAGCCGAUAAAGCUCGAAUUUGAUUUCGCAGAAGGGUGUUAAAGGACAUAUGAAAAAAAUGAGAGGUGUUUUUAUUGAGAUAUCGAAGGAAAUAUCAAAUAACUCAUUAGGCCAGAGAAUUUCUGAGAUUCGCAAAGUGUGAGUGUCAAGUUUUGGUCAGAAUGAAGUUUCUUGCACUUUUGAGUGUUUUUUCACUAUUUAGUUACAUAAAAUGCGAUACCCCGGCCAACUGUACGUACGAAGAUAUCCGAGGUGAAUGGAUAUUUCAAGAAGGGCGUAGGGAAUCGAAUGCCAGUAUAGACUGCUCUAAUUUCACAGGCUCAGUGGCCCACACUUUGAAGAUAAGAUUGGACUUUCCAAACAUCGCUUUCGACAGCCUCGGGCACAGAGGCUUCUGGACCAUCGUGUACAAUCAGGGCUUUGAAGUCGUGAUCAAUUAUCGGAAAUAUUUCGCCUUCUCGUCCUACAGGAAGGAUUCGAGCGGCAACUACACCAAUGAAUGUGAUAAAAUUCUUCCAGGUUGGAGCCACGACGUCUUGGGAAAGAACUGGGCUUGCUAUAAUGGGCACAAAGUUGGAGUAUCCAGUUUGGUCCGAUCUUCUCCCAUUACUGCGUAUCCACCAAAAGAAUCUUUAUUCUCUGACAGUUUGGUGAAUCAGAUCAAUAGGGCUCAGAAGUCAUGGAAGGCAACCAUGUACUCAGAGCUGCAAAAUACACCCCUCGAUGCCUUGAUAAGAAGAGCAGGUGGCUUGGUUUCGCGCGUUUUCAGGCCUCCAGUCCCAGCUCCGAUUGAUUUCAAAGUAUUGAAAGCCUCCUUCGGACUCCCCACCGAGUUCGACUGGAGGAACGUGAGCGGAACCAACUACGUCUCUCCCGUCAGAAACCAGGGCCCCUGUGGCAGUUGUUACGCUUUUUCCUCCCUCGCCAUGUUGGAGGCCCGACUCAGAAUCAUCACGAACAACACGCUUCAAGUCCAGUUCUCGCCUCAAGAUGUCGUGAGUUGCUCCAAAUACUCCCAAGGUUGUGAAGGCGGCUUUCCGUAUGCGAUAGCCGGCAAAUACGCACAAGACUUCGGGGUUCUGCCAGAGGAAUGCUAUCCUUAUGAAGGUAGCGACGGCAGCUGCGCACCCAAAAAGGACUGCAAAAGAUUUUAUGUUGCAGAAUAUAACUACAUAGGAGGCUUGUUUGGAGGUUGCAAUGAAGAACUAAUGAAGCUAGAUUUGGUGAAGAAUGGACCUUUAACAGUGGCAUUUGAGGUAUAUCCAGACUUCCAACUCUACAGUGGUGGAAUUUACCACCAUACUGGCAUUGGAGAUAAAUUUAAUCCUUUCCACCUAGUUAAUCAUGGAGUGCUGAUAACAGGAUAUGGUAUAGAUAAUAAAACUGGAGAAAAGUUUUGGAUAGUUAAAAAUAGUUGGGGUACGGCAUGGGGUGAAAACGGUUACUUUAGAAUAAGAAGAGGUACAAACGAAUGUAAUAUAGAGAGCAUGGCAGUGUCUGCGAUACCAAUUCCUUAA